AUAAACGCGGGAAAAUCUGUAACACCGUUGUCAAUGUUUCGUUUUCAAACCACACCCUCCACUCCAUUACUGUCCACAAAUCAACUCCAAAAUUCCCUUCUUACUUUCACUUCCUCAUACGCUACAACUACCACCGUCGGAGAUAACUUUCAACGGAAGUUUAUUCUUAUUAAUAUUAUGGCUGCCGGAAACGUGUCAUCUUCUCACGUCAUCAGCUCAACUGUCGUCGAUCUUUCAAGAAACAGCCGCACACAGAUGGUUCGUAUCUCCUACAAGAAAACUAUCAAAAACGGACUCUCCGUUCGAAACGAUAAAGACCGCCAAUCUGCAGCUCAACUUUUGGUGGAGGGUCCUUCUUGCAUAUUCGUUGGUCCUAUUGAAAGGGCUAGUAAAGAAACUCUAGAGGCUUUUUAUCGACAAGCACAGAAUUCGUACUAUAGUGGGAAACCCUUGAUUGUUGACGACAUGUUUGAUAGAGUAGAGUUACAGUUACGAUGGUAUGGAUCAAAGUAUGUCGUCAAGUAUCCUCGUUGCAGUUUACGACAGCAGUCAACUUAUGCUGAUGCCCAGGAAGACCAUUCUCAGGUUUUUGCAUUAGCAAGUGUGUGGCUAUUGUUUCUUGUGAUCGGAAGUUCAGCCUGUCUUGUACCUGUUGUUUACACUUUUGGCAAAGUCUUUAAUGAUGCAAAAGAUUCCGAGUUUUCACCCGCUGCUCCUCUGCUUGAGUUUAUUGCUAUGAUCAACGGCAUGCUUGUAAUGAUGCUCGGACCCAUGAUCGGUUAUCCAAUCGCCUCUGCUUCUGUUGGAGCACUUCAAGGCUUAUGGAAAAAUGACUUGGUGGCGUUAAAAGGGGCGUGUCCUAAUUGCGGGGAUGAGGUAUUUGCGUUUGUGAAAUCGAAUGAGUUUGGUAAUUCGCCACAUAAAGCUGACUGUCAUGUAUGUGAAUGCUUAUUAGAAUUCCGCACUAAAGUUGAGAGAUCGGCUUCAAGUCCCGGAAAGAGGUGGGUUUAUGGUCGGAUAUAUCUGAUCCGAAGAAGACGAAUGAAAAGAGGAUAAAGAGAGACUUGAGAUGAGUUACUUUUGCAUAGUAUAAUUCUUUGGUUAUAUUUUUAAACAAAGCUAGCAACUAAUUAUGUACAACUAGCAACAGAUUUGUAAAAUAUGCAUCAUUAGUGCAAUGAUAUGAAAAGAUUUAGGUAAAGAUUGUUUACAA
Helianthus annuus (common sunflower) is the source of this 1213-nucleotide messenger RNA. RefSeq lists its product as uncharacterized. The transcript has 7 exons. Lineage: Eukaryota; Viridiplantae; Streptophyta; Magnoliopsida; Asterales; Asteraceae. The coding region runs from base 34 to 1056 and encodes 340 amino acids. Gene Ontology annotation, molecular function: oxidoreductase activity, acting on iron-sulfur proteins as donors. Gene Ontology annotation, biological process: photosynthetic electron transport in photosystem I. Gene Ontology annotation, cellular component: chloroplast thylakoid membrane. The record is from RefSeq and is a predicted model, not a curated record.